UUAGUUUUUUUGUGUGGUUGUUCUUCAUGCAUUUUCUUUUCUUUUAAUAAUAAAAAAUGAACCAUUUUCAUUUGAGCACCUUGCAGACAUUCAUUUUGUUUAUGGUCUGGCUGAUGGAAACGCGCUUGAAGCUUGUAGGAUGUACCAUCGUGCCGAAAAAAAAAAACUGGGACAUUAAAAUUUAGAACAACAAUGGCCUUAAUUAAAGAAAAUAUCUGUAUAUAAUACCAGACGGGCAUUUUUUUUGUGUAAAUACCAAUACAAAGCGAAAAAAAUGGCAAACACAGCGCACCUGGUGCGUAGGCAGAGUUCGAGAGAUCUCAACAGCCAAAGGUCAAUAGAUCGUUUGGAAUUGAAAGAGAUGAAAGGGCGUUUAAUGCCUAUAGAAAAUGGCGGUUCUGGCAGUUAUGGUGCAACGAAUAUAGCUUUUGAUGAUAGCAGUCCUGGCGCCAAAAUUAAGUCUAGUUGUAGCAGUAAAAGAGGAUCUCAGGAUGGUAAAGCAAUCUUUAAACCAGACUGCGUAGAAGAAGAAAGAGAAUCAUGGGACAGCAAACUGACCUUCUUGCUCGCCACUGUCGGAUACGCCGUGGGUCUUGGCAAUGUCUGGAGGUUUCCAUAUCUCGCCCAAAAAAAUGGCGGAGGAGCCUUUUUGAUUCCUUAUUUCGUUAUGCUGGCUAUCGAGGGUAUUCCCAUCUUCUAUCUGGAACUCGCCAUAGGACAAAGAUUAAGAAAAGGUGCUAUCGGAGUUUGGAAUCAAGUUUCACCUUAUUUAGCUGGUAUUGGUAUAAGUAGUGCAUUCGUAUCAUUUAAUGUGGCUCUGUAUUAUAAUACGAUUAUCGCGUGGUGCCUGUUUUACUUCGUCCAGAGUUUUCAAUCGCAGUUGCCUUGGGCGGAAUGCCCCAACGUUUAUUUUGCUAAUGGAUCGUACGCUACUGAGCCUGAAUGCCUGGCGAGCAGCCCUACUCAGUACUUCUGGUACAGAACGACCCUAAUGAUAUCAGAGGAUAUUAACACCCCCGAGGCGUUCAACUGGAAAAUUGCCCUAUCACUCGUCGUCGCAUGGAUUUUGGUAUAUUUGUGCAUGAUAAAAGGCAUCGCUUCCUCUGGCAAAGUCGUCUACGUAACCGCGACCUUCCCCUAUAUCGUUUUGAUUAUAUUCUUUUUUCGCGGAAUCACGCUUAAGGGAGCAGCGGAUGGGCUGAGACAUCUGUUUACACCCUCCUGGCAUAUUAUUUUGGAUCCGGUUGUAUGGCUGGAGGCCGGAACGCAGAUUUUCUUCUCACUUGGUCUGGCGUUUGGGGGAUUAAUUGCGUUUUCGUCCUAUAAUCCGGUGAACAAUAACUGCUAUAGAGAUGCCAUAAUGGUCUCCCUAACGAAUUGCUUCACGUCAAUGUUUGCCGGAAUCGUCGUAUUUUCGAUAAUUGGCUUUAAGGCUACCAUGACGUACGAGAAAUGCCUGAUUGAUAGAAACAAGACCUUAACGGACCUUCUGGGGUCGCACUAUCCCGAAACUAAACUCGCUUUUCCGAAAGUCGGAUCGAUUUUCAAUUUUACCGAUGCCAACGGAACGCUGAGGAGCGUUUUAAUGCCCGCUCUACAGGUGUGCGAUUUACAGAAAGAGCUUGAUAAUUCUGCUUCUGGAACCGGCCUGGCAUUCAUAAUAUUCACCGAAGCCAUAAAUCAAUUUCCCGGCGCCCAAUUCUGGUCCAUACUGUUCUUUCUGAUGCUUUUUACUUUGGGGAUCGACUCCCAGUUCGGCACCCUGGAGGGAGUUGUAACUUCAAUCGUAGAUAUGAAACUUUUUCCCAAUCUACCCAAAGAAUUUCUAACCGGCGGCAUAUGUUUGAUUUGCUGUUUAUUAUCAAUGAGUUUUGCACAUGGAGCCGGCAGUUAUGUCUUUGUCCUGUUUGAUAACUUCACCGGAAACUUUCCCCUGUUAAUCAUUGCCUUUUUUGAGUGUAUUGGCGUUUCCUAUGUUUAUGGCCUAAAAAGGUUUGCAGAUGAUAUUGAAAUGAUGACAGGGUCCAGACCUGGGUUAUAUUGGCUAAUUUGUUGGAAAUAUUUGUCACCUUUAGCGAUGAUUUCUAUAUUGGUUGCCAGUUUUGUGGAAAUUGCUGUGGAUGGAUCUGGAUAUGACGCAUGGGUAUCACAGAAAGGCACCACCGAGAAACAUCAUUGGCCAGUUUGGGCCAUUGUACUCGUUUGUUUUUGUAUAUUGGUAUCGAUAUUAUGGAUACCCGGAGCUGCUAUAGGAAGGCUCUUUGGCUACGUUCUAAUUGACGACAAUGAAAAAGCAUGGUUCCCAGCCAGCGAACUCAAAGAUUUCCACGGUAUUAUGCCACAUGAAAUAAGUACUGCCGAAACAUUACUCUUUUGCAUAAGACCUGACGGCUCAGAGGGUCUAUGCUGUCCUACUUACCAUUCUUAUGACGAUGUAGUUGAAGACGAGUAGGGUUUUUAAUAUCCGUUGAAGAAUUUUAAAAACAAUAAAAAAUUGGAUUAAACUGGAAAAACUUUGACAUUAUACGCAAAUGUUUUUUGCCAAAAUUUUAUUGUUUCUAGGAUUUCAAAGGUGGAUAAAGUGUUCAUAAUAAGGUAAAACUGGAUGAUAGUACCUUUCCCGAUAUAUUACAGGAUAAAUAUUUGAUAUUUUGUAUGGGAAUUAGUAAGAUAAGAUUUUGCAGCUAGUUAUACAUAUAUGUGACGCCGCACGAAGAAACCCAUCCAAGUGUCCAUAGAAAAGUUUUACUGGACGGCCGUGAAAAAAUCGCAUGAUUUCUCGAACGAGAAUAUUCGAAGAGACCGGCUGUACACACACAAUGAAAUGAAUUUUAUUAUCUCUGUUAUUUCAAGUAUAAAAUAAUGAAUUUAAAAUAAAAAAAUUUGAUUUUUGGACACUUGGCGGACGUCACAUAUUUCCCUUUUUCCUGAUAAUCGGGUGGUUUUAUAAAAGGUACAGUUAACUAUCUGGUGUAAUUAACUAAAAUAUCUAUUAAGCCUUAAUGUUAGGAGUUUGACAAUAAGCAAAUAGCAAAAUUUGAGUUUUCCUUAGUGAUCUUCGACCAUUAGUAAAAGUAGAUAGCAAGCAAAAGUACAUAACUAAAAGCAAUAUUGAUAUUCCGAAUGAACCAUCUCUCACAUAACUCUCUUUAGUUAUUCCUGUAAACAUAUUACAUAUAUUAAUGUCAGUAUUUUUACAUAUCGCAAAAGCAAAUAUAUCAAAAGAAUUUUGACAUAUCUAGAAUUAUCUUAAAAAACAUAUUGCUAUUUUAAUAAAGUCCAGAAUGUUUACUUGCCGUCUUGAUGUGAUGAAAUUAUUUAUUAAAUGGUCCUACAAAUUCAAGUGUUGGGACAAAUGUUUGAAAUUUUUACAAAUAAAUUACUAGAAAUACGUCAAUGGGCAUAUAAGGGGUGUUCCAUAAAUAGUGGUAAAUAGUUUAACAGCAGAUUCGUUUUGAAAAAAAAAUGAGGCUAAUUACAAUUUUCCCAGUCCGAAAGUCAAAUACAACCAAGAUACAGGAUGAGAAACUUAACGUCAUUUUUUUGAAUUUUGGCCAAAAAUUUAGCAUUAAUUGUUCGUUUUUAAUAAAAUUUGAAAUAUGAUUUUCUUUUUCUAUGGCAAAUCUUAAAAC
Molecule: messenger RNA, 3632 nt
Organism: Anthonomus grandis grandis
Lineage: Eukaryota; Metazoa; Arthropoda; Insecta; Coleoptera; Curculionidae
Product: sodium-dependent neutral amino acid transporter B(0)AT3
Exons: 9
Coding region: 275-2452 (725 amino acids)
Biological process (GO): sodium ion transmembrane transport
Cellular component (GO): plasma membrane
Source: RefSeq, a predicted model, not a curated record